GUUGUCGAGGGGAAGACCUCACCGAGACAUGGAUUCGUUUUGACAAGGAUUCGUGAAGGGUUGUGAAGAAGUGGAGCAUCGAGGUCGCCGAGCUCAUAAAUCUCCGAACCAAUGAAAGCCUGACAAAUGAAAUUUCCUCUGGAGGGUUGAUUUGCUUUGCCUGCAUGCACAAAUGGAGGCUCGCGGCAUCGUCUUGCAGGGUCGUCUUCCUUGCAAUUCCAGUGUUUGCGUGCAGCGGAAUUGCAGCUCCGUCCUUUUGCAGCGGAAUGGUGAAGGAUACGGGGUUUUGGUGAAGAGCAGGAGGAAUGCAUGGUUAUCUGGAGGAGUGGGUGGUGUUUCUGGGUCCCUCGUGCCCCGUAGAGGUAGGGGUGUAAGAAUUUUGAGCUUGUGGGCUGGGAGGAAUAGCAAGGGGAGAGGACGGCUUGAGGUGAGGUGCAAUGAGAGUGAUGAAGUGGACAUGCCUCCCGAGGACCCAGCUUACACUAGCUACGUCGAUCCCAAUACUGGCGCGCCUUCGCCUUCUUACGGUACCAGGGCGCCUUUGCCCCCUUCUGCAUACUGGGGAGAUGAUGCGAAGCGCGUUGCGAGGUCGGGGCAGGCGUCUACUCCUAGAGAUAGAGGGGAAAUGACUCGUGGCAGUGCAAGGUCUGGUAGGGAUGAUGUUUCCGGUAGAAGGAGCCGAAACGCUCAGAGGGUGCCGAAUGAAUUUGAAGAGGAAUUCGAAGAGGAGUUAGAAAAGGAAGUAGAGGAGGAGGAGGAGGAGGAGGAGGAGUUGGAGUCUGGUGAUCAUGACGAGGAGGAAGAGGAAGAUUCCGGAAUUGUUUCCCAGAGAAAAGAAGGUCUUGUGCCCGAGUCGGACGAGCCAUUGGCAAACGAUGAGCUGUGGUGGAAUUUUCAGAAACCUCCCAAAGAUAAGGAGCCUUGGAGUGCAUGGCAGAAGCGCAUGGGUGACAGUGACAGUGUUAUGGCAGCAGCAAUGGCAAAAGCGGGUCAAAUUGAGCUCUUUGGUGAUAAACCCACGAUUGCUGAGGCCAGUUUAGCGCGAGCCAGGAAGCGCGUGUUUUACGAGGAGCGAAUGCGGAAAGAGGAAGAACGCAGAGAAGAGGUUGGAGCGGUGGCGUAUUACCAUGAAUGGGUGGAAAAAUGGAAGAAAGAUACCUCAAACGUGGCUGUUGAAGAUACGUCAAAGGUAACUGGUGAAGGCGUUGUGGAUCAGCUGCUGGAUAUGUUACAACAUCAAUCUCAGAGAGAAUACCGACGCAUGCAGGGAACCGAUUUUCGGAUUGCUCGUGAUCCUUUAACUUUGCGUAUGCCUGAAGAGGAAAUUAAACAAGUUUGGGGAGGAGAUCCCGUUUAUCCGACUAAAAAUUACGAACAGGAUCCAGAUGCUGUUGCUGACUAUCGGAAUGAGAACUUGCAUGAGCCUACACCAGACAUCGUUGACAAAUUGCAAGAUGACGGCAUACUAAUAACACGGGAAGAACUCCAGGAAAUAUUGGACAGAGAAGAGAGAGAAGAAAGAGAAAAAGAGCUGCUUGAGGAUGACGACGAUGGAAUGAUAGGAGCCAUUGAUAUUGGUGAUAAAGAGGAUGACGAGGAUGAAGAUGAUGAGGACGAGUUGGAUGAGGAGGACGAUGACAAUUUCCAGGAUGAUGUAGCUUGGAGAGCGAGUAUUAGCCAACAUCAACUUCCAUCUGGGAAGCCAAAGGCUAGUAGAGAAGCCAAGAGACUGUCACCUGCCAUUGAUUUGUUGGACCAAAUAGAUAGUUCCGAUUUACUAGAAUAUGUUGGUGAAGAGGAAGACGGUGAAGAUAGCUCCAAGGAGCUAAAAAAUUAGGUCAUGUCUACUUACAUAAUUUGAUAACUUCAAACAUCUCAGCUAUUUCAGAACAGUAGGAAAUUAACCAAGCGACAGGUACCUUAUGUACAUGAACAAAUGUUCCAUGAAGACUCUUGAUAUGCAAUCGUUGGCCUCAGCUUCACAAUGGAGCGUUUCAAGGUAGGUGGAUUCCCCUUUGGCAUCCUCUAGUGUGUAUAUAUACCUUGGUUCUUGACGUGGUUCUUGUUAGCACAUUAUCCAAGAAUGCCGGCUUUUAGUUGCUGUUUCUCCUUCGUUGAGAACAGUAUAGAGAUUAGGAUGUAAGUUUCCUCUUUGCUGUGGCUGUUGCUCACAAGGCACUUUUCUAAUUCAACGUUUUGUUAUCGUCCAUGUUGAGAUACAUGUGCGAUGUGAAAACUGA
Molecule: messenger RNA, 2240 nt
Organism: Physcomitrium patens
Lineage: Eukaryota; Viridiplantae; Streptophyta; Bryopsida; Funariales; Funariaceae
Product: protein PLASTID TRANSCRIPTIONALLY ACTIVE 12, chloroplastic
Biological process (GO): response to light stimulus; positive regulation of red or far-red light signaling pathway; positive regulation of DNA-templated transcription
Cellular component (GO): chloroplast; nucleus
Source: RefSeq, a predicted model, not a curated record